Messenger RNA from Fraxinus pennsylvanica, 468 nucleotides. Lineage: Eukaryota; Viridiplantae; Streptophyta; Magnoliopsida; Lamiales; Oleaceae. The record is from the annotation of a GenBank genome assembly.
AUGAAUGGCUCUGAUGAGGCUGUUGGGUCGCUUGUAGCUGCAGCUCUUCCUCGUGAAGAGCAAAUUAGAGCUACUGAACAAAUAUCCGGGUAUUUAGCUGGCAAUUCAUUGUCUGAAAAUGGAUUGCAUAUUUCUAAACAUGCAUCCCUUGAGUACUUUGGUGAAAGAAGAUGUUCUUCAUCUCAUGCUAAUGAAGAUUUGCUGAUCACAGAAUGCAUUGAACCUGUCAACUUGGCCUCUAUGGAUUUGAGAACCAGUGCAGAUCCUCGGGGAGAUAUCAGUGAAAAGUCUAGUGAAAUGAAGAGUUCUGCUUCUUUGAUGCUAUCAAACUUCCAGUCCUUUUCUAAAGCUUUGCCAUCUUUCACAGCAAUACUCCAGUGCUCUAAUCCAAGUGUAUGCCGGUUCUCUUUGCGCUACCCAUCACAUGGAGUCUGCCUUGCCAAAGCUGGGUUGCAGGUGCAUAUCUGA